AUGUUGAUAGUGCUAAAUCGAAAACAAAAAAAAAAAGAGCCGCGUGACUAUUGGUUACUUAAAAAAUAUGAUAUUUUGGUCGUUAAUAAUAAUAGUAAAUUAAUUUAUCCUGUUAAAAAUAAUGAUAACAAUAUUUUAUAUUAUAUAAAAGAAAGUGACGUUUUUGAUGUGUUACAUGAUGCUCACCAAUCGUUAGGACAUGGAGGACGAGACAGAAUGUUGUAUGAGCUUAAUAGUAAGUUUAAAAAUAUUACGCGCUUCGAAGUAGAUCUUUAUUUGUCAUUAUGCGAACUGUGUCAAUUAAAACACAAAAAAAUUAGAAAAGGAUUAGUAGUGAAACCCAUUAUUUCUAGUGAAUUUAAUAGUCGCUGUCAAGUUGAUUUGAUCGAUUUUCAAUCAAAUGCUGAUAAACUUUUUAAAUUUAUAAUGGUAUAUCAGGACCAUUUAACUAAAUUUGUCGUCAUAAAACCAUUAAAGACAAAAACUGCAGAAGAAGUGGCUUAUAAUUUAAUUGAUAUUUUCACUUUACUUGGAGCACCUUCUAUAUUACAAUCCGACAACGGUCGUGAAUUUUCCAAUCAAAUUGUUUGUAACUUGAAAAAUUAUUGGCCCAAUUUAAAAAUCGUUCAUGGAAAACCUCGACAUUCCUAA
This is a messenger RNA of Macrosiphum euphorbiae (potato aphid), 651 nucleotides long. NCBI's taxonomy places the organism in Eukaryota, Metazoa, Arthropoda, Insecta, Hemiptera, Aphididae. The record is from the annotation of a GenBank genome assembly.